Molecule: messenger RNA, 2522 nt
Organism: Stegostoma tigrinum
Lineage: Eukaryota; Metazoa; Chordata; Chondrichthyes; Orectolobiformes; Stegostomatidae
Gene: wdr18
Product: WD repeat domain 18
Exons: 10
Coding region: 19-1317 (432 amino acids)
Biological process (GO): rRNA processing; DNA-templated DNA replication
Cellular component (GO): nuclear pre-replicative complex
Molecular function (GO): protein binding
Source: RefSeq, a predicted model, not a curated record
UUGUGGGAAGCUGAUAAGAUGGCCGCGUCGGUGUUGGAGGUGGUGCUGAGCUGCGAUGCCGGGGGUUCUCUAUGGAACUGCAAUGUCUGGGAGCCGCGCUCGGGGACCUCGCUCACCACCUAUCGUGGCGGCAAUACCUCGGCUCGUGGCCUGUGUACUCUCGCUGGCGAGUACCUCCUGGGAGCUCAGCUCGGUAAGAACUACAUCAGCGUGUGGGAGCUGCAGAGGAAGGAUCAGCUUCAACAGAAGAUCAUCUGUCCCGGAGUUGUGACUUGCCUUGCUGCAUCACCUAAUGGACUUCAUGUUACAGCUGGGAUUGGAGAGAGCAUCUACCUGUGGGAGGUUUCUACAGGAAAUCUCCUGUUGACACUGAACAGACAUUAUCAGGACCUGACAUGUAUUCGCUUCACUGAUGAUAGCAGUCACUUAAUCUCAGGAGGGAAGGACAAUCUUGUGCUGGUGUGGAGUCUGUGCAGUGUCUUGCAAGUCAACUUUGGUCAUGUGCUUGAACCUCGAUAUGUCUGGUCUCGCCAUUCUUUGCCAGUGACAGACAUACACUGUGGAGUUGGAGGUCCCUUAUCUCGUGUUGCAACAGCAUCUCUCGAUCAAACUGUUAAACUUUGGGAAUUAUGCUGUGGAGAACUCCUGAUGUCUGUAUUGUUUGACGUUGGAAUCAUGUCUGUGAGCCUCGAUCCUUGUGAAUAUUGCCUGUUCUGUGGAGGCAACGAUGGAUCCAUAUUUCAAGUCAACCUGUUCACUGAGCCUGAUUUGAGGGAGAAGAACUUUCAGGUUGACAAAGAUGGCAGUCAAAUUUUCAAGGGACAUCGAAAUCAGGUGACUUGUCUGUCGGUCUCCAUGGAUGGAACUUUGCUAAUUUCAGGAUCGCAUGAUGAGACUGUGAGACUGUGGGACAUUCAAAGCAAGCAGUGCCUGAGAACGAUCAGUCAUAAAGGGCCAGUGACAAACGCCUUCCUGAUGGUUGCCUCAGCCAACAUGUUUAACCCUGACAGCAGGCCCAGUCUAAGUCUCCCAAAGUUUAGCAGAUAUUUACACAGUUCAGAAAUUACAGAAAAUGAAGAGGGAACUGCUAUCAUGCUAUCUCUUCAGCACAACAAGAAGGAGACUCAGGAAAGUUAUCUCAAAAAGGCUGAGGAGUUAUAUACUGUUAUGUGUGCUGCUGCAGAUAAGCAUAUGCUGGGAGAUGGCGAGAACACAAAAAUGAGAGUGGCUGAGCUGGAAGACGAAGUGAAGACAUUGAAGAAAAUCAAUAGAGAUUUGUAUGAUUUUUCAGUGCAAAUUCUGACCAAACAGACAUAAGUGAAGAAAAGAGAAAUACUGCAAAUUAUGAAGCACCUAGUGUCAGAUUUCUGUUGGUAUUGUUAUAAUACCUUUCAUUAGCCUUUAUAUAAUGAACUGGCGUAUUGAAACAUUUCUAAUUGUGGUCCCACUUAUGCAUCUGUUUAACUGAUUUGUCAGAGGUGUUUAUGUUCUUGUUUCUUCUUGUUUACACAUAGUCACAUCAAGUUAAGUCAGAUGUUUCUUUAACUGCUUUUAAACUGUACUUGUUGGCCUGUUAACAAUCUUGAUUCCAAAUACACGGGUCCGAUUUUCCAGAUUCAUAAAACGUUUGGAUUAGGAGACCCAGUUGAUAACCUGGAUCUUCCUGGUGACUUUUAUUUUGGAGAGGAUAUUGCGUUCACCUUUGUUUGGAUUGUCAUUUUCAGAAUCUGUUUGUAAAUGUAAUAGCACUGUACAUAUGAAUUCCACAUGCGGCCUCUUGAACCCUGUUUGUACUUCGAAGUUUUCUCCAUAGGUUUGUGCUGUUUGAAGCUUAUGAACUUGAAGACUCGGGAAGGUUUGUUUGCCCAUCACCUAGCAGGGUUUAAGAUCUGUUAUCUAUAAAGGAAACAUGGGUUUAAAUCUUAUAUGUGGCCAGAGGCUCAAUGAUACACACGUUCUCUCUUAUAGUCAGAAAGUUUGGACAUUCAGGUGUUAACGUAAUAAUUCCAAAUUCUCUGCAGUUUUUGAAGUAUUUGGUAUCUCCUAUUCCAUUUGUCCUGUUCGCCCGCUCAAUCCUCUGUCAUCUGAGUUAAAAAUGUUGUUGUAUAUGGGUCAUCCUGGAAUUCUUAUUGGUCUUAUCCUAACUCUUGUGGUUUCCCCUCUUCCUGUGGGAAAAUCACUGGCAUAAACCCACGUCCCAUUUUGGGCAUUCCAGUUUGUGAUCAUCAACCAAGACAACAAUUGGAGUUGCAAAGUCUGUGCAGUUACUGGAGUAACUGAUUUGAUUCUGUGGUACAAGUGACACAUUCUUGGCUUUUGUUAUUAUAAUUUUAAUUGUUAUUUAUGUCAAUCUGACUGUGGUUUGAUUGACAGGAGCAUUUAGAAUCCCAUCCCCUGGCAUGGUGUAUUUGCAUUCUACCCUGUGCCUCAUAUUUGAGUAGUCUAUUCUAUCUUGUGUUUGUGGGAACUUUGUACAUAUUUGGAACGUUUGACAUUUUUAAAAUAAAUGUUUUGCAGUAACU